Sorghum bicolor (sorghum) is the source of this 889-nucleotide messenger RNA. Its product is annotated as ctenidin-1. The coding region runs from base 468 to 716 and encodes 82 amino acids. The record is from RefSeq and is a predicted model, not a curated record. Lineage: Eukaryota; Viridiplantae; Streptophyta; Magnoliopsida; Poales; Poaceae. The transcript has a single exon.
AAUUCAUAUUAUAUUGGAUAACACGCUAAUCGCUUAUCACUAUCAGCCGCCAGACGUGGCAUAAAAAUCGCUCUCUUCAAAUACAGAGGAUAACUAAAUAAACGACUCACAAAAUUCAACAGAAGUUGUACAAGAUAAUAACAACAACGAUUAUUAAUCAGGCGCAAACGUGUUCCUGCAGACUUUCUCAAAUCCCAACCAAACCAGCAGCAAAGAAAGAAUCAUCCGACUAGCGUGUUGUGCGGUGAUUUCCGUGUGUGUUCUACUGUCCUGUUUCGUGCACACGGAUCACUCUACUUGUCAGCACGUCAGGACGCCGGAGGCCUUGGUCGACUCCGGAUUCGCGUAUAGAUACACCCAGAUGGACGCGCAGGCGCACCUGCCCACGACAAUUCAGGGAGAAGAGACUUCAUUUUUUCUUCACCAAGCUAGGCAGGCCGCCGAUCUGUGAGGAGAUUCAGAAGAGGAUGAGAAGGGUCCUCCUGCCACUGUGCGCGUUCCUCGUCGUGCUCCUCUGCGUGGCGAGUCUCGUGGACGUCACGGAGGCGAGGGGCGGAGGAGGCACUGGCAGGGGCGGGGGUGGGGGUGGCCGCGGCAUCGGCGGUGCCGGAGGAGCCACCGGAAGCCGCAGCGGUGGCCCGCGCGGCCUCAGCAGCGGCACCUGGACGGCGUGCGUCGGCUCCACUCUGCUGGCUGCGGCGGCCAUGCUCUUGUAGGCUCGUCGUCUCACGCCUGCAUAGCGAACGUCUACGGAUAGUGGGAGUACAUUCUUUUGUUCUGAACUAGGUAAAUGCCCGUGCGUUGCACCGGGAAUAAUAAAAUUGUUACGACAUAACAAGCACCAUGAUUUGUAUAAAAAUUUCAAUGCAAUAAGGAUCUGAAUUUUUUU